AUGAGUUAUUUACUUCCAUCACUUUCCACCAAAAAUGAAAUUAAUGAUGUUAUACGCAACACAGAAGAUUUAGUUUUAGCUUUAAGAUUUGGUAAAGCAGAAGAUUCUAUAUGUUUACAAUUAGAUCAUAUUGUAGCAAAGGCAAGUCCAGAACUUUCAAAAUUAGCCAAAAUUUUUACAAUUGAUGUAGAUAAUGUACCAGAUUAUGUUAAAUAUUUUGAUAUAUCACUCAUUCCUGCUACAAUAUUUUUCUUUAAUGCUCAACAUAUUAAA
Entrophospora candida is the source of this 273-nucleotide messenger RNA. NCBI's taxonomy places the organism in Eukaryota, Fungi, Glomeromycota, Glomeromycetes, Entrophosporales, Entrophosporaceae. The record is from the annotation of a GenBank genome assembly.